AUGGCAGCCACGACCGAGCCGGCCACUGUACCAGAAGAGCACCCCGAUGCACCUGAGAUCCGGCGACAAGUGGAGUACUACUUCUCCGAUGAGAACCUCCCGAUCGAUCUUCACUUGCUACAAUGCUGUGGCGGCCGCGAAAACCAGCCCGUCUCCAUCUCGCGCAUCUGCGGCUUCAAGAAGAUGCGCGGUUUCAAGCCAAAGUCUAUGGUCCCCGCCGCCCUGCGCAAGUCCGCCUUCCUCGUCGUCUCCGAGGAUGGCAAGCAAGUCAGUCGCAAAGUUGCUCUACGAGGCCCUUGCGCACUCGAUCCAGACUACUUCAAGGACGACGAGAUCGCGUAUGAUCCGAGGGCGCGGGUACCGGCUGUUCAGCCUGUCCCGUUGCUACCGCAGACGAAAGCUGAGUAUCCGGAGGGCAAGAGCAAGAAUAUGAUGAAGCCCACGGGGUUCGAACAUACAUAUGUCGAGCCACCUAUUACUCCAGAUGAGGCCCAGGAAGAGGACGCCAUGUACGAUCCCGACAAGCACUUCGUGGAGCGCAUUGAGAUCGCAAUUCAGCGAUUCAAGCAGAAGAGGCGGAUGCAUGAGCAGUACUCCAACAUUUUCAACAAGUGGAUGCGCUUCGGUGGUGUGGAUAGCGCUCCUCGCAUGUCAUCCUUCUUCCCGGCUCACUACGGCUUCAACCCCCAUCAAAUCAAGACAGCCUGCCAGGUCCUCCGUUCCUUCUACAACUACCUCAUCUACCACUCUGUGUGUCCCGAGUACCGCGACGACCUCGACAAAGCGCGUAAGCUGUGCGACACCGCCGAAAUCGAGUUAUCCAAGUCAUACAAUGCAGGCCUUGCCCUUCCCGGGGCCUUCAACACCGCCGCUAGUACUAUCUUUGGUGGUUCUAAAGCUGGCACUUACACCGGCAACGUGGAGUGGGCCAUCAAACUCAAGGAAGAGGGUGUGGAUCUCCAAGAGACGAGCAGCAAGCCUUGCUCGACAAAAGCUGUCAAGGUGCUGAGGGACGAGUCGUUCAGCCUAGAGGUUGUGACGAUCAGUCCCUCAGACCAGCUUACCCGCGAGAUGUACGCCCGCCAAAACGGGUUCACGGCUUCGAAGCUUCAACUCCAACCCCUCGGUACACUCGUGUGUCGCUCCUUCUACUUGGACGACUUCAAUGAAUAUGAUCUCCCAAAGAACAAAUAUUCGAACGGUCGCCUCUCUAAAUCGGAGGAUGGCAAGCAGUACGAGUUCUGGAUUGAAGACCGCGUGCUGGAGGAGUGCUUUGUGGGCAUGAAGCUUGAUGCGAGGAUCUUGACGCUAGCCGGCGGUAUCACAAUCCUCGAUGACGUGCGAGAAGCCAUGUGCAGCUUCUACAAGUGGCUGCCUAACGAGCUGUGGAUGCAUCGCCACCCGAAGGAGGUGGUGAUUAGGAAGAAGGAUCUGGAUGAGGAGUCGGAGGCAGAUGUUGAAGACGGCGAGGGCGGCGAGAGUAAGUUCGCGGAUGACGAAUCUGUUUACGGGGAGUAG
Molecule: messenger RNA, 1518 nt
Organism: Didymosphaeria variabile
Lineage: Eukaryota; Fungi; Ascomycota; Dothideomycetes; Pleosporales; Didymosphaeriaceae
Exons: 5
Coding region: 1-1518 (505 amino acids)
Biological process (GO): regulatory ncRNA-mediated gene silencing
Cellular component (GO): nucleus; ARC complex
Molecular function (GO): mRNA binding
Source: RefSeq, a predicted model, not a curated record